Messenger RNA from Drosophila miranda, 281 nucleotides. RefSeq lists its product as uncharacterized. NCBI's taxonomy places the organism in Eukaryota, Metazoa, Arthropoda, Insecta, Diptera, Drosophilidae. The transcript has 2 exons. Bases 60 to 245 code for a protein of 61 amino acids. The record is from RefSeq and is a predicted model, not a curated record.
ACAGUAAACAGUUUUGUAAAAAAAGUAACACUGUUAUAAUACAUAAAAGAUUUACAAAAAUGUUGUUCAAUUGGAGACACUUUCCUAAAUUAUUUUUAGUAUUACCAAUCAUGCACCUUGUGCUCUCCGCCGUGGUUAAAAUCGAGUCCGCCGAACAGCAACGUAUGCGGUUGUUGGCCAAGACCAAUGUGGAGACCAUUGCUGCAGUCAUGAAGCGGCAAAAGGAGGACGUAAAAGAGUGCUAAAGCCACACACACCCUGUCUGGACAAAGAGUUACCCC